AUGUCUUUCAUGAAAUCUAGCGAUAUGAAUGGUUUAGGCAAAGGAAAGGGAGUCGAAAGAAGAAGAUCAAUCACUGCUGAGGAUGCUGUUGAGAAUAAACGUACUACCAACGAGAGAAAAAGAAUUAUGUCGUCCAGUUUCGAUGGAGAAGCAAUAAAAGCAGUUACCACACAACCACUUACCGAGUUCUACCUUUUCCAAAAACUUCCUCAGGAGAUUAGGAAUAUGAUAUGGAAUUGUACUUUCCAAAAAGACGUUGCUGUCCAAGUGAGGAACAAUGGUGGACUCUAUCCCAUGCAAGGUGUCUUCGAAGCUCCAAGCAUGCCUGCCCUUCUUGUCAAUCAUGAAGCGAGGGAGGAAGCUCAAAGCCACAUGGAGAAAACAGUAAUGUUUGGAACUUUCCCCUUCAACAAAGAAUCCGACACCCUGCACCUAUUCUUCCCAUUUCCCCUUUCUUCGCUAAAAGUCAACCACAUCGUCCUUAAUGGUUUCUUCUUCCGCCGAUUUCUUGGGAUCGAUAAUUCUCCGAUCGAACAACUCGAACGUCGCACUCAUCAGUUCUUGACAAUUCUCUCCAAAAUGCCAGGGUUGGAAACUAUAUCUGUACCCACCACUGGAAAGGAUGUAACCUCACGCACCGGAGAUGGCAAUCAAACGGAUACAGAGGCUCAGAGGUUUAAGAAUUUCGAGUUUAUCGACGAAACUUUCCAGAGAAUGGCGAAGGAAUUCCAGGGAAAGCAUUGCCCGGAGUGGGAGAUCCCAGCUUUGAUCUAUCUAGACGACCACGCGAGCGAAUCGAACCAUUUUUCAGUGGACAAAUAUUAG
Molecule: messenger RNA, 825 nt
Organism: Botrytis byssoidea
Lineage: Eukaryota; Fungi; Ascomycota; Leotiomycetes; Helotiales; Sclerotiniaceae
Exons: 2
Coding region: 1-825 (274 amino acids)
Source: RefSeq, a predicted model, not a curated record